Hermetia illucens (black soldier fly) is the source of this 4731-nucleotide messenger RNA. RefSeq lists its product as uncharacterized. Gene Ontology annotation, cellular component: nucleus; cytosol. NCBI's taxonomy places the organism in Eukaryota, Metazoa, Arthropoda, Insecta, Diptera, Stratiomyidae. Bases 1812 to 4400 code for a protein of 862 amino acids. The record is from RefSeq and is a predicted model, not a curated record. The transcript is spliced from 4 exons. Gene Ontology annotation, molecular function: cation binding; mitogen-activated protein kinase binding; protein serine/threonine phosphatase activity. Gene Ontology annotation, biological process: protein dephosphorylation.
UAGCUAUUAGGUGUGGAUGGGAUAUAUGCGAACAGGGCAUAUAAGUGAAUUUUUAUGAUGAUCAUUGUAAACAAUGAGAUGUGGGGUAGAUUUUUUUAAACAAAAUUCAUGCGGUAAUGUAUUUGUGUUAAAUAAGACUGAAGACAAUUUUAAUUGCAUAGUGGAGUAGUAUCAGGAAGAAACAAAAGGAAACGGAAUGAUAUUUUACCAGAAAUUGAAAGUAUUUCACGAAGAAAAACUGUUUUCAUUGCAAUAAGGAUUUUUUUCGAGGAGUGUACUUUACGGCUAGGGUUCUCAGAUUAUCAGCACAAAUUAUCGAUCAUGUGAUAUACCUGAUAAGAUGCGCCUAAUAUGUAUGUAUUUUGAUUCAGCUGGCAGCCGAUAGCUAGUUAAUUAAAACAAAACUGAGUGUUAACCGAAAAUCAGGAAAUAAAUGUACAAACCCACUUAUAAUUUCAUAUUAAACUCAUCUGAGGAAUUCUAGCGGUGCCAAGUGACACAUAUGUAACAACUAUGUGCUUAGCUAGAAAGGGCAGAAGCUCUGCACUAUAGCUGCGGGUGGAUAGCACUCGCGAGUCUCGCGAUGUGCACGGACGCCAAGCGUGAUCAAAGUCGUUCCCUUCGGCUUGUGAGCGUUUACCUGUCAAAACGGAAUUUUGAGGAGGUAAUUAUUUAGAAAAUACUUUAUGUAAUUGUUUGUAUCGUAUGCAAUGUGAUUUAAUGGAAUAUUCUGUUUGCUCCUCAGUUGAUUUGCCAUUUCCUCGCUACGUUUUUAAGUCACAACGCGAAAGCGAUCAGAAACUGACAUAACGCUCGCAAUUAGACGCAAACCCCAAACGGCCCGCCUUGUGAGGCUCGUGAGCGUUCAGAACUUGAAACGGCACCCAACUAUGUUGUUAAGUUCCACCAAAUUCAUACAGAUGCCUUCUCUGCUCGCCUCAUAAACAGUGUAUACAUAUAUACACGUAUGUAUACAAGUUUUCGCCUGUGGGAGGGGAAAUCAGCCCAACGAGAGCGAUUGUUUUUGUAUGUGUACAAUGAGAGAAUUGGCUUGGGCGAAUAUUGAAGUGAACGCUAUUUUUCUGUAUUCGUUAUACUGAGUCAGCCGCAUGAUUAUUACCGUCGGUUUGAAUGGGAAAUUCAAUAAGUAAUCGCGAAGAGGUGAAGAAUCGGUGCAACUUUUUCGUUCAGCCUCAAUUUAGUUCCGUUCAUAUAGUGUAGUUUUCGAAGUUGUACGUAAAUGAAAUCGCUGUGUGGUUGCCUUUUUUGUCGAAGUGUACACAUCUAAGGCUGACGCGAUAUACAUACUUCAAGGGAGUAAAUAUUCAUCACAUUUGUUAAGGAUUAUCAGAGGACGCUAGCGCCGUGACACUGUUCUAUAUCGCUCGAAUAACUUGCCUAGCGAAUAAUUGGCAUUGUUCACGGGCAUAGAAAGUACUACAUAAACCAAAUGGCGAUUCACGCAACCAGAAUUUGCUGUUGAGUAUCGUGUACUAUUUACAUCGCCAAACGACGAAUACAGUGAGCGGAAUUAGCAUACGGACAGGUCGUAUGGUGGGAACAGGCGGCCCAUAUUUUGCUGUGGCAGUGUACGGUAUCUUUGCGUGUAGUUGAUCGAGGCAGAACGGGUUUUUUCCUAAGUCAACUCACAUCGGCUAGAGUGUGACGGCUGUCGUACUUGUGUUCUGUGUAAUAUUUAGCUGGAGUUAGGGCUACGGAUUUCUAGUGGACAAAUAACGCAAACCAGCAGUUGCGAAUAAAUGCGAAAAUACGGGUAGUGUUUGUGUGGAGGCAAUUCAGUGUAAAUCGCGAUGCCUUCAUCAAUCGGAAUAAACCUUCGAGUGACAGGACAUUGUAGCCAAGGCGGCAGGAAGUACAUGGAGGAUUUCUUCUCCGUCGCUUACCAGCAGUCAGAAGAUGAAAAAGACCUCGAAUAUGCAUUUUUCGGCAUCUACGAUGGACACGGCGGUAGUGAGGCUGCGACUUUCGCCAAAGAGAACUUGAUGAACGAGAUUGUCAGUCAGAAACUGUUUUGGUCUGAUUUGGACCAAGAUGUACUUAGAGCAAUUCGGGAAGGCUAUAUUGCCACACAUUACGCUAUGUGGAAGGAACAAGAAAAAUGGCCUCGGACGUCAACUGGACUACCUAGUACAGCCGGAACAACAGCUAGUGUGGCUUUCAUUCGUCGUGGAAAAAUUUAUAUCGGUCACGUGGGGGACUCAGGCAUUGUUCUGGGCUACCAAGAGGACGGCGAAAAAUACUGGCGUGCGAAAGCACUCACACACGACCACAAACCUGAAUGUAAUGUGGAAAAAACACGGAUACUAAAUUCUGGUGGAAAAGUUGUGACGAAAUCAGGAGUUCCCAGAGUAGUUUGGAAUCGACCGCGAAUAGGCCAUAGAGGACCAGUUCGACGCAGUACACCAAUCGAUGAAAUACCGUUUUUAGCAGUAGCUCGCAGCUUAGGCGAUUUGUGGAGUUAUAACUCUGCUCUUAAUGAAUUCGUCGUUAGUCCUGAUCCUGAUGUGAAAGUAAUAAAAAUUGAUCCAAAGAAUUUUAGAUGCCUUAUUUUUGGAACAGAUGGUUUAUGGAACGUGUUGUCACCUAGUGAAGCAGUUGAACAUGCGUUCGAGGCAGAGCUCGUUAACGAACAUAUCGCAUUGGGGGAUAGCCAUGUAGAGUGGACUAACCCAAGCAAGGUGCUAGUUGAUAAAGCGCUAGAACAAUGGAGUAUAAGAAGAAUGCGCGCAGAUAAUACUUCUGUAGUUACAAUUAUGUUAGAUCCGCCAGGACCUCCAAAGAAAGAUGUGAUACGGAACUGUUCUUCAGCAUCUUAUGGAUUAGAGUACACUCACACUAGCACAUAUAAUAGCAUGCAAGUGGAUAGCUUGGUAAAUUCGUAUGGGAUUGAUGAUAGUGAAAGUGAGACUUUGUAUGAAUCAAGUCACGAUCGUGGUUCUGAUAGUGAUCAAUUAAUUGUCGAUAGUUUCCCAACUAAUGGAUAUGCAGUUAUGACAAGAUUUGAUGACUAUGAAAGUGAUAGUAAUGGAAGUGAUAGGAUAUCAUCUUGUAGUGCAUCCUCUUCGUCUUCUGAUGUCAACUCCAUCGUGAAUUCACCUUCAUUUAACAAUCAAUAUAUGAAUAGUUUUGCUGAAUCAUAUAAUUCGCUCCUAAUUUCCAACUUUGAGAAAGGCAGUGAGACAGAUGAAGCAGAUGUUGAAUGCUACAAAGAUAUGGGUAACAAUAUGUUAGUGGAAACAGACAACUCAGAACACAGCAAUCAGUAUCAGCUACAUCAAUAUCAACAACAAUGUAUGGCAGCAGGAGAAGGUUACAGUCUCACUAAGUUGGAGACACGAGGAGAACAACAAUUUAACUCAAUGCGAAAUUGCAAUCAUCGUGAAAAUUUAUCUUUUCAAGACUUCGGCGAAGCUGCGGAUUACAACCAAUAUAAUAAUAUAUCUAGUAGUUACCAACAACUUCUUAUGCCAUCAGAAAAUGUGACCGUGGAAAUGAAAGAAGUGAAUGAAUUAUAUUGUGAAGGAAAAAAGUUUUUAGAAUGCAAAGACAAGGAUUACUGCGAGGUUAGUUCGAUAAUAGAUAACGAUAGAGGGAAGUCGGAAAUGAACAGAUAUAGUCAUUCAAGUUUAGAUUUUGAUGAAAGUAUUCAAAUCAACGAAAUUUCUUCAAGCAUGGCUGAGUCCAAUGCACAACAUCUUGCCGCCCUUCUAAGUGAUAGAAACGAUGAAACCUUACCAAAAAAAGUGAAAAAUACGCAUAUAUUAAAUAAUAUAGUACCAGCGGUGGAACAAAAUGAGAAUGAAUUGAUAUAUGAACCUAGGCGUCUACGCAGUAGUAUUUUACCAACUGUUGGUUAUAACAAACGAAUGUUACGGUCAAGAAAUACGCUAAGGAAAAAUCUAAAAAAUAAAACCCGCGUUGCUAGGAGUCAGCAGAAACGUUCUACCAUAUCAAAGGUGUUGAAAACAUCAAAUAAUACGCCAAUAUUGACUCAUCCAAGUACAAAUCACAGUUCUCUAGUUUGGUCCCAGCGGCAGCGGAAGAAAUCAUCAAAAGCUCUCUCAUUAUCUCCCACAGUACAAAGUGCAAUGAAAAAUAACACCCUUAAUGGCGAAGUCCUUAAAAAUACCAUUGAAGUGAAACAAUCGCUAGCAUGUAGACAUUGUAGUAAAGGUAAACCAAAGGCCAAUAGUAAAUUGUCAAAACGAAUGGACAACACAUCGCGAACGGCGGUAUCUACGAUCAUCAAUAAUUAUUCCCAUUUUGUAGAGUCGUCGCAACCUACUGCUGCAAACCCGCCGUCAUCCUCACGUAACAGUGCCUGGUGUUAUUCUGCAGUUCAAACUAGAAAUCGAGUACAAAAACGCAGUAAUCAAUAGGCCAAUUUCUUAAAAGUUUCUGAUGAAAAACUUCAUUAUUUAAUACUUCAGCCUGGCCAGAGUGCCGGGCUAUUCUUUGGCUUGAAGUUAUUUAAUUUCACUAGCUUCUAAUCUUGUGUAGGUGAGAUGAAAAUAUAAGAAUUCGAUUUUAAGAAAUUUAAUAGAACAAAAUAAAUAUAUUUUGUAACAAAUUAUUUUAAAAUUACGGCUAAGACACAAUUGUUAAUAGGAAGUUCAAUGAAUUUUGCAAAUACAUCAUUGAUUUUACAGAAAAUAGGCGCUAAUAAUUUAUAUAUUUUAUAUUUGAAAUACAAAUGAUUGACAAUGAUAA